Molecule: messenger RNA, 1516 nt
Organism: Petromyzon marinus (sea lamprey)
Lineage: Eukaryota; Metazoa; Chordata; Hyperoartia; Petromyzontiformes; Petromyzontidae
Gene: CLYBL
Product: citramalyl-CoA lyase
Biological process (GO): regulation of cobalamin catabolic process
Molecular function (GO): (S)-citramalyl-CoA lyase activity
Source: RefSeq, a predicted model, not a curated record
CUUGCAGUCACGAAAGCUUUAAAUCGAAAUUUAACCGUCGACGUGCCAAGCAACGCGCGCUCCGAUUGGUCGAGCGCGUUGAUGGUAUUCGACCAACAGGAUCGAGCGACGUUGCGCGCCGACGAAGGGAGUGCAAAGAUGGCGGCCCCCUGUUGUCGUCUUUGGCCGUGGCUUCGCUGGAGGCCGAGUGGGGGGCUGCUGGUCAGGGCGGGGGCCCAGGCUCCCCCCACCCGGCGCCUGGUGCACGGGGACGGGCGGAACGUGCCUCGCCGGGCGGUGCUGUACGUGCCGGGAGACGACGAGAGGAAGCUGCGCAAGCUGCCAACGCUCGGCGCCGACUGCGCCGUCAUGGACUGCGAGGACGGAGUGGCGCAGAACAGAAAGGAGGUGGCGCGUGACACGGUGGUGCGGAUGCUCAGCGAGCUGAGCCUGGGCCGCACCGAGCCCAGCGUCCGCGUCAACGCCGUCGCCAGCGGCCUCGCCGAGGACGACCUCCGCGCCUUGCUGGGGGGGCCGGUGCUGCCCCCCACCAUCCUCCUGCCCAAGGUGGACUCGGUGGACGACAUCCGAUGGUUUGCCGAGCGCUUUGAGAAGGGAGUGGCGGAACGAGAGCUGCCAGCGCCGAUAAACCUCAUCACGUUCGUGGAGAGCGCCGUGGGGCUGCUGGACCUCAGGGAGAUCUGCUGUGCGGCGAUCUCCGUUGGGGAGCGUGUGGGACUGACUCUCGCCGGCAUCGUCUUCGGAUCCGACGACUUCUGUGCCAGCAUCGGAGCGACGCGCACGUCGGACGCGCGUGAGCUGCUGUACGCGCGCCAGCACGUGGUAGUGGUGGCGCGUGCGCUGGGCCUGCAGUCCAUCGACAUGGUGCACAUCGACUUCCGCGACCCCGAGGGGCUGGCACGGCACGCGCGCGACGGCGCCCUAAUGGGCUUCACCGGUAAACAGGUGAUCCACCCGAGCCAGGUGUCUGUGGUCCAGCGCGAGUUCUCUCCCAGCGCCGCGCGCCUGCAGUGGGCAUCGGAGCUGGUGCACGCCUUCUCUCAGCACCAGCAGCAGGGCAAGGGUGCGUUCACCUUCCAGGGCAGCAUGAUCGACAUGCCGCUGCUCCGCCAGGCACGGAACAUCCUCGCCAUGGCCGCCUCCACCUCGCGAUCAUAGUCCCCACCACUCGCGCACGCACACACACACACACGAAUGCAGACAGACACAAAUGCAGACACACACACGCACGCGUACAUAUGCAACGACUCCAACACAUCGGUUGCGCGGGAAAGAUUUUAUUGUCUCCCGCAGCGAAGACGAUAACUUCCACCGUGACAAGCGGCCCGAGGCUUCCCCCGGUCCUCUUCUCCUCCUCCCCCUUUCCCGCUCCGUUCUCUCUCCCGGUUCUCUCCAUCCAUUCGCUUCUCUCCUCCCGUCGUCCCUCGUCGCCGCCCUCUCCUCGUCUCCCACUUGCUGCGCUGCACCGACUGCCGGCCGCUCGACCUUCCCUCGUCACCGGGAGGCGAGCGCCCGC